Naegleria gruberi is the source of this 609-nucleotide messenger RNA. RefSeq lists its product as uncharacterized. The record is from RefSeq and is a predicted model, not a curated record. The transcript has a single exon. Lineage: Eukaryota; Heterolobosea; Eutetramitea; Acrasida; Naegleriidae. Bases 1 to 609 code for a protein of 202 amino acids.
AUGAAAUUAGUAAAUGAAAGAGAUAAUGAAGAAUAUAUUUAUGUUUCAAAUAAUUUAAAUAUGAUUUUAAAAAUUAAAGUUUCAGAUUUAUUACAAUAUAAACAAUCAGAUAAAUGUACAGUAUGGUCAAGUGAACAAUUUGAUAAUGUUUGGGGAAUUGAAGUUUUUAAUGAUAAAGUUUAUGCAAUGGAUUAUACUAGAGGUAUUGUAAUAUUAAAUUGUAAUGAUGGUAAAAUUCAAGUAGAAAAUAAUUUACCUUCAAUAGCAAGUGGAUAUGAAUUGAAAUUUUUAUCAGAAAAUGAAUUAUUAAUUAGUCAUGGUACUAAAUUGGAAAUAUUUAAAAGUAGUAAAAAGCAUGGUUGGAAACCAGUUAGAAAAUCUACCUUUCCAAUAGUAACAGCCUAUUCUUUAUUUUAUGAAGAAGGUUCACAAUUAAUUUAUUUAUCUGAUAGUUCUGGACAUCAAGUACAUGUUGUUAAUAGACAUGAUUUAUCACUUGUAAAAUCAUUUGGACAAUUUAAUAUGAAUUUUGGUAUCAAGGUUGACAAAUUGAGUGGUUUAUUAUAUAUUUGUGAUACUUGUAAUUUUACAAUUGAAGUUUAUCAAUAA